Messenger RNA from Lytechinus pictus (painted urchin), 8604 nucleotides. RefSeq lists its product as uncharacterized. Bases 1 to 6867 code for a protein of 2288 amino acids. The record is from RefSeq and is a predicted model, not a curated record. Gene Ontology annotation, molecular function: protein binding. NCBI's taxonomy places the organism in Eukaryota, Metazoa, Echinodermata, Echinoidea, Temnopleuroida, Toxopneustidae. The transcript has 30 exons.
AUGACUCUUCCAAGUAAUCCGCUUUCUACAGCCUACAUGACCGAGUUCUCUUGGCCUUUUCAAUUUGUUUAUUUUCAUACAGAUGAUGGUGUUGAACAAACGAGAGAAAGGCGAGGUGAUUAUCAACAUCGAUCUCGGCGCGCUUCGAGAUAUAGAAAUGUGAUAUUAGAGGAGAUCGGCUGGGACAUCGCGGCCAAACAUCAUCAUGGCUACUACCACCCCAAUAUCUCCAUAAAUGUCACCUUCCAAACAUCAAGGGCGGGCGAUAACAUCAAAGGACGAGGUCUCUGGAAGAUUGGUCUGUUUCGAAGUCUAUAUCGAGAUGGGUUUGGUGAUCGGGCUGGACCGUAUGUUUAUCAGCUUCUUAGCGAAGAGGAGGCUUCAAUGGGAGUCCGUAUUGGAAGACCAUAUCAUUUUACAAAUCUCCAAACAGUGUAUGAUUUGAAUGAGGUAGGGUGCGAUGUCGACUUUCAUCAUCUGUGCAUGGAGUUCACACAAGGAGAUAGCCCAAGUCCGUGGUACAAUCUCACUAUUGUAUCAUUAACUGGAAGUGCAGUACUAUGUACUGAGAUACCCUGUUUCGGCCGAACCGGUCCAGGGGUGAAUAGAAGAUGUCGCCUCCCUUGUCCAGAAGAUGAACCUGUUUGUGGAAAUGACGGGAUCACCUAUCCCAGUUCAUGUGAGAUUGACAAUUUGAUCAGAUGUCUGUCACGGGAUGUAACAAUAGCUUACUACGGUGAAUGUCGAAUAGGAGUGAUCAUGGAGAGUAUGUUUUGGUCUGCCAGUGUGGUAGACAAUGAACCUGGUGAACUGACUGAACUGGAAAUGGAAGCUUUCCUCUUUGCCAAUGAGUCCAGUGAGAGUGUGGCUGGAACAAAUCUAUGGCGUAUGGGAGUAUUCGGCAGCAUGAAUGUCAAUGGAACUGGACCGAAGUUUGGUUACGUACCACAGAUUCUUGAUGAGACUGCCGCAAGUCAGGUAUUAGUUUCUGGCCUCCCACUUCCAAUCAGAGCCCGGUUCCAUUUUGAUGUGGCAACAAUCGGCUGUAAUGAAUUUGAUUUUAUGUGCAUGGAGUUUACUCGUGACAAUGAUGCCGAACCAUUCUUCCCAUUCCAGACCAAUAGUGGAAAGGACAUCUUCACGAGUUGUCGAGUCGCGCCAUGUGAUCCUUUAGCCAGCUUAAAUCGUAUGGCAGUUGGACCAGUUACUUGGGGUAUAACAGUGGCAACCUUCCGUCGGAGUGCACCCAGUGAUAUCGUAUUAGACGUGCUGGUCCAAAUCACUCCUGACAGCGAGUUAAUUCAAGGGAAUGGGCUUUGGCGAAUAGGAUUAUUUGGUAGUCCUUUGGCCAACGGAAGUUCUGCUGAGAGGUUUAACUAUGCCCGACAGCUCCUUGACCCUGCUCUGGCAUCUUUACCUAUUUCACCAGGCCAAAAAAUUAACUUUCCUGCUCUUCCUGCUCAAUUCAAAAUCAUUGAAUUGGGUUGCUCCAGGUACAAGUACAUCUGUCUAGAGAUUGCCAAAGGUGAUGAACCACAGCCAGACUUUGUCUUUCACAAUGACCAGCAGAAGCCUCUUAUCUUCUGCAAAUCUGUAUCAUGUCCUGGUCCCCCCAAACCUGUUGUGCGCCUUGUUAGUCUUGACUGGAAUUUAGGCCUUAUGACGCAUCGCAUUGGUAGCCCAAGCAAUGUCAGCAUCAGCGUUUCGAUCGCUACUUCAGAAAGAUCUUCACCUCUCAAUGGUACUGACUUGUGGAAACUUGGAUUCUUUACAAGCGGUGACGCUAAUGGAGUGGGUGGCAAGAGGGGCCAGUACCAAGAACAGAUCCUAAGCCAAGCAGAUUCUUCACAUCCCAUCACUCCCGGGAUUCCAUUGAACUUUGUUAAUGUUCUCACUUCUGUUGACAUAACUGGUAUGGGAUGUGCAGGGUCCAACUUCAGUUUCACCUGCAUUUCUUUUGCGAAGGGAGAUGCUGCAGACCCAGACUUUGACUUACCAUUACGUAAUGAUGAAGCUGUUUCCUGCAAGAGAAUUACUUGCCAAGUCAUCAAAAAUAUAGCUGCACAAUCUCAAAGGUCGGCCAUAUUUCAGGCAACAUCGGUGACCUGGGAGUAUUUGGAUGACAGCUCUGCAUUAAAAGUGAGGAUGAGACUGAUCCCAGAUACCGGUCACGAAACAAUCUCUGGAAGAAAUCUUUGGGAAAUGGGUGUAUACGCCUCGGAUCCACCUGAGAAUAGAAACCCGACGAAAUAUGGAUAUGUUGAAAACAUACUUGAUGGACGUGUUAUGGGUACGACAAGCUAUCGGGAUAGAGAGCUUGAACUGGUUGGAUCAACGCCUUUUGAAUCACUUAAUCGCUAUCUAUGCAGUGACUCUAGGCAACGCCCAUAUCUUUGUGUUGAGGUGAGAAAGAACCCAAGUGCACAGCCACCGUUCAGUCUCCUAGCCACAGAUGAGCGCAUUAGACAGUGCAAUCUGUUCAAUUGCCAUGACACGAGUGGCAAUAUUGAAGGUCUCCCAUCGGCUCGUUUCUCUAGUAUGCAGUGGAUGCUGACUCCAAUUUUGGAUUUAGGAUCUCGGAGAGCAGCCCAAAGUGUCCGUAUUCAGCUCAUUGUAAUGCCUGAGGCUGGGACUGACUACAUCCAUGGGUCAGGGUUGUGGAGGGUCGGGUUGUUCUCGAGUGGCCAACGGGAUGGUCGUGGUGUUAGACACCAAUACGUCCGGCAGAUCCUCAAUGAAUAUGAGACAAGCAGAGAACUAACUGUUUCUUUACCCUUGAGAUUUGAUUUAAACACAGACUUUAACAUGGAAGGAAUUGGAUGUGGGGAUACACGGUACAUUUGUAUUGAGUUCACAAAAGGAGAUAGACCACGCCCAAACUUUAAUCUACCGAUGACCAAUAACCACUUUAUUAAUUGUCAUCUAUAUCGCUGUAAAAAUUCAGAUCCAAGACCAACUAGAGCUCCAAGACCAAGACCACAUCCGAAUCCGAAUCCCACUUCCACCUCUAACCAGGGUCCCGAUAGAGGACCUCGCCCUGUCAGCAAUCAGAACAGUCACCUCAAGACGGCAAGGCUUACAAACUUUCGAUGGAACAUGCAGCCAGUAACAUAUCGAGAUGCUAUGUCGAGUGAUAUAAAUCUCAGGGCAUGGAUUACCCCUUCCCCAACAACUGAUUUCAUCCAUGGUGUCAACCUUUGGAGAUUGGGUAUCUUUGGCAACUCGUUGCAAACAGGGAAGGGACCGAAAGUUGGGUACCGUCGGCAGGUCUUGCCUCUUCGUGAUGCCAAUGCUCCAAUGCAUGCUGUAGCGCCACUUGAAUUUGAAAUCCCGAUGCAAUUUGAAUUGUGGAGAGUUGGAUGUAAUGACAUAGGGUUUCUCUGUGUUGAAUUUGCCAAGGGGGAUUCUCCUGAUCCAAAUUUCAAUUUUCCUUUACCUGGUGGAGGUGCAGUUGUUUCCUGCCAAAGAGCUACAUGUCUUCAGGGUAGAUCCAGCGCUGUUUCGGUUAAUGUCGCCAACUACAGAAGUUUACGCGCUAGCUACGGUGUAGAAAGUGCACCAGGUGAAAGGGCUGUUCCCAUAAGGGUUAAUUUGAUGGUAACCCCUGGUGAUUCGACAAAAACAAUUACUGGGAAUCGACUGUGGAAGGUGUCUGCUUUUGGAAGUGCAUCUCCUGACGGCAGCGGUUCAAGGAGAAGCGAAAUACCAAAUAUCCUGGAUUCAGAAUCACAGCGUAUUUCCAUGCGAGCAAGUCAGGAGAUGACAUUGAGUGGAGAUGUUGGGCUGCCUUUGGCUGAACAUGUGGGUUGCAGACCAGGCUAUGAGUACCUCUGCUUAGAAUUUGCGCGUGGAGAUAAUCCAACCAUGACAUUUUCCAUGAAUUCCAAUGUCAUGUGCCGACAAAUGGAAUGCCAACCUGUUGGAGAUACUUCAAGGAGGCCUAAUACCGGUAACACCGGUCAUACUGGUAACACCGGUAAUACUGGCCAUACCAGUAACACUGGUAAUUCUGGUAACACUGGGAAUGCUGGUGAUACAGCCAGAUGGCAGCGGAUGGGCGCCAAUUUACAGGGGCUUGGAAGUGACACAAUAGGUGCUUCGCUGGAGAUACAUCCUCAUGACACUACUUCAAGGAUCACUGGAAGUGACCUGUGGAGGGUGGGAGCUUUUGGAAGUUCAAAUAGAGAAGGCACAGGAAGCAGAAAAGGCCAAAUACGAAACAUCCUUGAUGACCGAGCCAUGAGGACAUCUAUGGUACCUAGUCGUCCAAUGACUCUAUCUGGGGAUAUUGGUACUCCCUUGAGUAGAAGAUUGGGCUGUGUUCGUGGCUAUGAGUACCUGUGCCUUGAAUUUGAUAAAGGGGAUAGACCUUCUAUGCCAUUUAACAUGGAAUCAGGCAGCAUGUGCCAAGAAAUGCCGAGUAUGAACUGUGACACUACAGACCCAGGACAUGAAGAGGAAUCUGGAACUGUUGCUAGGUGGUCUCAAAUCGCCCCUGGUUUCAGAAGGAAUCGUAACCGGGUCACUGCCACAGUAGACGUAACCCCUCAUCCUGAUACAGACUUAAUCCAUGGCAAUAAUCUGUGGAGGGUUGGAGUCUUUGGUAGUGAGCGUCCUGACGGAUCUGGACGAAGGAAUGGUGAAGUCCGAGACAUCCUCGAUUACUCUGGGCGUGGCCGAACCCUCCAGCCUCCAAGAGGAAGCAAUCAAAACAUCAUUGAGCUCUCCGGUUCUUUCAAUUUCCCUGAUGGAUGCACGAGAGGUUACCGCUAUUUGUGUAUAGAGUUUGAUAAAUCAGAGACUCCCAGCAUGGAUUUUUCCAUGAGUCGGCCAGAUCCAGGCUGUAUGGAACAGCAAUGUGAUGGACCUAGGGUAGAUCCAGGGGGUUCUGCUACAAGUGGUAGUAGUGGUGGUAGCAGUGGUAGCGGUGGUAGCCAUACUGGUGGUAGUAGUGGAAGCCAUGGAUCUACAUCAGUUGAUAUCACUGGCCUGUCAUGGGCACCAGUGAGGAGUCGUGGAAGUAAUUUUUUUGACUCUGCGGAAGCUACCGUCAACAUGAACUUUGAACCAGGGCCUACAUUCGAAGGUUCAAAUCUGUGGAGGAUGGGAGUUUUCGCAAGUCCUGAUUCUGAGGGCCAGACAGAUCGACAAGAUGAAACCGAGCAGAUCCUCAGUAGUGCAGACAGAUCAAGGACCAUUCAACAGAGAAGGGGAAAUACAUUCCAAAUAAGCAAUCCUCGUGUGAAUAUCUCUGAUGCUGGAUGUGAAGGAAAGCUGUACUUAUGUUUUGAGUUUGGCCAGGCCAGGAGUCCCAACCCGUCCUUCAGCAUAUCAGGCCCGCAUGGUAAUGGACAGACAAGGAUAUCAUGUAAACGGCAGACUUGUAGAAUAACAAAAUCAGUUUAUGUGAUGAAGGUCACCCCAACCUCAUCUAACCCUCAGGUAGUAGCACAAGAUGAUAAUGAUGUACGAUUUAAUGUCGAGGUCAGAUUCGAUCGGCCGAGGACUAUGAGCAUUACGGGUACUGAUCUCUGGAGAAUGGAGGCCUGGGCUUCAAAUACCAAUAGAGCAAAUGGAAGGAAACUAUCUCACUCCACUCAGAUCCUGAGUAGCGACUUUGUACGGGAUACUGUGGUUACCAAGGGUACCGACAGUUCAAGGAUUGGCGAAUUUUCGUUUACGAACCUUGAACAUACAAUUGAUAUGAGACCUGAUGUGACAUGUAAGCAAGUGAAGUUCUUAUGUGUCAAGCUGCAUAAGGACAAUCCACACCCAGAUUUUGAACUGCAAGUGAGAGACAACGACCCUGAUUUCCUUAUGGGCUGCCUCAAACUCCAAUGUGAAGGUGUUAACAUGACUGCUGAUUUGCUCUCAACCUCAACACCCUCUCGUGGUAUUGUCCAUCCCACACCCCUUCCUUCCCUUCACCCUUCCCCACUUCCUUCAAAUCAAACAGCCUCGUCCGAGAAGAUGUUCGUGGUCAAUAAUAUAGGAAUAACUCGGGAGGUGAACUCGGCUGUGCAGUCCGGUAGAAACAAUGACAUGCUCCUCAACUUGAAUGUGGUUAAUGACAGGGGAACCUCUACCGAAGUCACCGGACAACCAGGAUGGGCUGUUCAAGCUUGGGGCAGUUCCAAGAAAAAUGGAAAGAAGGCAAAAAUUUCUCCCGCUAAUCUAAAUCUUGGAGCGGAAAGGCAACAGAAUUUUGACAGGCGAACCCCGGUGAGAUUCAACAGGAUUCCCUACACUCUUGAUCUGAAUGAUGGCUGUCAAAACGUAAAAUACUUGUGUGUGAAGCUCUCUAAAACAGGACCUGGCUUCACCUUGAAGGGUAGACCAAAUAGUAAAUCUCUCACAUCAUGUACAGCUUUGACAUGCAUGGGAGACCAAGGUAGUACCCCAUCUAGAGAUACUGGCCGUGGACAAGGUGCUGGACAGGCUGCUGAACGCCCUCGAGUGGAAUGGGAAUCAUUGGGAACUAGCAUGAACUACCCACAGACGACUGGAGAGGUGAAAGUGACCAUGGACGCCACCAUGGGAUUCACAGCGAAUUCUGGAGUGCCUUCUGGUCCUGGUUUGUGGCACAUGGCAGUCUUUGGCAGCCGUGAAGAUUCUGAUUCUACUCAUGAUAAGUUUGGAUAUACAGGCAACGUUCUAACACCCAAACAGGCAAAGACCCGCAUUGCACCUGGAAGGUCUACCACUAUCAGCGGAAUUUCAUUCAGAAUGGAUAUGUCUAGGAUCGGUUGUGCUCCUUAUUACUUUUUGUGCAUAGAGUAUGGCAAAGGAACCAGCGAUUCCUAUGACAUGGCAUAUCCGCGAAAUGACAGAGGCGUCUCAUGUGAGAGACGACAAUGCAGUAACUAACAAGCCUGCAAAUACAUAGAAUCGUUCAUUCGGAUAGCUGAGGAGUUUGCCAGAUGCUGUCAAGUCAUCUCUCGGCACAUCGUUUGUUCAAUUAUUAUCUAGGCAUCUUUUUAUCAAGGGGGCAUGAAUGGUUUUCCGGAUUCCCACAUUUUGCAAACGUAUCACUGAUAAUUAUAAAACCAUGUAUAUUAUUUUAGUAGUUCAUGGUUCAUAUUUUAAAUUAGACAGCUUCAUAUGCUCUUUUAUACUUUUACAAAUAUGAAUUAUCUAAUGUUACCUCUUGUACUGGAUGGUACCCAUCCACUCUUUUUAAUUCUUUUAAAUGAAACACAUUGAAUAGUAGGUGUUCUGCAACCGCAAUGCUUUACUGUUUUCUCAACCUUCAUUUUAGCAAAGUUUUCUUUAAGAUAUAAAAAUUAAGAUUCAUCUCUCUCAGCAAUUUACAAUAGAACCGUAAAGUUGUUAAUGUAAACCUUGAAUUGAAAACUAUGAUAUGACUGUAACCAUUUUAUAUAGAUUUUGUAACAAUAUUUGGUUCAGUCUGAAUUUUCAUUGUUUUUGGACAGUGAAGAAAUUCUUUGAUUUUUCUUAUCCUUGUACAUCAAUACUAUGAUAAAACCUACGUCAUGAUUCCCAAGGAAAGUUUGUUUGUACUUAAGCAAAUGUGAAUGUAACUCACCCCCAAUAUGAAAUGUAAAUUUGUAUUAUUCUUGUAUAUAACAGUAAUCACACUUGGUGUUUAUAUAAAAUGCUGUGGAUUUUUUUUCAAUACAGAAAACUUUCCCCCAUGAUGAAUGCAUUUUAUACUGCAACUAAAAUGCUGAUUUAUUGCAUAGAUCAUAAUUCAUUUCAUUAGUAUGUUGUAUUGAUGAAUAAACUGCAGGAGGUAUCAGUAAAGGUAUUUUCAGCAAAUUUAUGGCUGAACACAGAAGGGAUGGGGGCAAGGAGGCAACCUUGGGAUACUAUAAAGAUAUUUUUCUAUUGCUGUGUAUUGCAAUUGUACACUAAGCUCCCAAGUAAAGUGAGAACUUGUGAACACUGUAUUUUUCCUUCCUUAAAUAUACCUACUCCCAACCACAUCCUCUCAGAAAAAUUGCUGUGCAUGAUCAUGAAAAGGUUUUUAAAAAAAGAAAGUGUCAUGUAAUCAUUAUCAACCCCCUGUUUCCCUUCCCCCAAUUCAUUCACUUCACCCAACCAUAAAAUCUGUUGAAAGGAGUGUAAUGAAUCUCAAUGUAAGAUAACUUAUAAUAAUUGGAUGACAAGAAAGAUGAAAGCCAACUCUAAGAUAUAUUAUACCCUAAUUGGCUCCUUUUUUUGCAGAGCUUUAAGUAUGAAAGGUACGUUUUAGGACUUAGAAUUAGAUUGGAUUCAAUCUCCACCUAUCUCCAUUCAUAGUAAGUUCUGGUUUUUUUUGGCUGCAUGUGGCAUAUGUUUUGUUCAAUCUGUUAUUGAUAGCCAAUGCUAUAGCUCUGAUUCUAUAACAAAGUAUUCAUACAACCGAUCCAAAUGCCCCAUUUCAGACAAUUAGCCAGCAACUUGCCAGUAAUUGAUCGUUUUUCAUUCUUUUUCUAUUCCUCAAUGCAGAUUUUGCAAAAGUUAUAGUCCAUGAUGGACAAUUAUUAUUUGCCAUCUUUGAUCUUAUAUUCCUAUCUCUCAUGUAUCACCUUUUUUUAUUUAACCAAUAUGCAACUUGAAAAGAUGGAUGCUUUUAUGAAUUAAAGUACAUAUCCUCUCCCU